GCCGGCAUCGCCCGAGCCACCUAGCUCCUCACCUCCCAUCCCAACACCGCCGUCGGCCGAGCCGACUAGCCCCUCGUCUUUCAUCCCACCACCGCCUUUGCCCGAGCCACCCAGUCCCUCACCUCCCAUUCCAACACCGCCUUCACCCGAGCCGCCAAGCCCAACGCUGCCGCUGCCACCGCCGCCUUCGCCCGAGCGACCUAGCUCCUCACCUCCCAUCCCAACACCGCCUUCGCCCGAGCCGCCAAGCCCAACGCUGCCGCUGCCGCUGCCACCGCCGGCAUCGCCCGAGCCACCUAGCUCCUCACCUCCCGUCCCAACACCGCCUUCGCCCGAGCCGCCAAGCCCAACGCUGCCGCUUCCACCGCCGCCGUCGCCCGAGCCACCUAGCCCCUCGCCUCCACCUUCGCCCGAGCCACCUAGCCCCUCGCCUCCCAUCCCAGCACCGCCUUCACCCGAGCCGCCAAGCCCAACGCUGCCGCUGCCACCGCCGCCAAGCCCCUCGCCUCCCAUCCCACCACCGCCGUCGCUCGAGCCACCUAGCCCCUCGCCUUCCAUCCCACCACCGCCUUCGGCCGAGCCAUCUAGCCCCUCACCUCCCAUCCCAAUACCGCCUUCACCCGAGCCGCCAA
Molecule: messenger RNA, 632 nt
Organism: Astrephomene gubernaculifera
Lineage: Eukaryota; Viridiplantae; Chlorophyta; Chlorophyceae; Chlamydomonadales; Astrephomenaceae
Source: the annotation of a GenBank genome assembly